Molecule: messenger RNA, 231 nt
Organism: Adineta ricciae
Lineage: Eukaryota; Metazoa; Rotifera; Eurotatoria; Adinetida; Adinetidae
Source: the annotation of a GenBank genome assembly
AUGCUCGGACGAACAACUCUUGUCAGCAACAGCUGGAAUGGUGACUAUCACACCAUUGGCUUUGGUAACUAUGGCUAUGGCAUCUAUACACAAGAUAGUGGAAUGUAUGUCAAUCCAUGGAAUGGACAUGUUGGUGUUGAACGAGAAGUGGACUUCACUCCACUAGAUGCACUUCACUUCCAACCAUACACUGGUGUUCCUGCAUCCAUUCGUCAACACUAUAUCAGUUAG